GUAAGCAGAAACCAUUCGAAUUCAUCAAGUGCUUCAUGGACAUUAAAUAAAAGUGCUGAGAAAAGGACGAUUUGUUUGGCUAGAAUAUUGUGUUGAAACUGAAUCACAACGUCUUUGCGAUGCAAAAUACAAAGCUUUGGCUAAAGACACUGUGUGUGGUAUUCGCUGUCUACAUGUUGUUUCAACUUCAAUAUGGGGACCUGGGCCCGGGUUUUUAUGAAGGAAGACGGAGCAGUUCAUGCAAUGUGUUGCAGAGGGAGUACUUAAUGCCAGAUGUCAAAGAGCGCUUCCGAAGGCGCCGGGAAAGGAUGCUCAAGGUCUGCCAAGAGGUAGAGAACAAGGAGGACAUAGACCGGAGCAUCAAAACACGUAUUAUAUACUUCUGGAAAUACAACGUUAGCGUCUGCACCAUGACAAAGGUUGGGUCAACUAACUGGCGUACCCAUGCACAAAAAAUCAAUGAGGUAAAGGGACAGCCCAUGACUGAGGGCAGACGCACUCACCUGAUCAACAGAGCUUUGGAUAAGGCUGUCAGUUACACCAAAUCUACAUCCAGAUGGAUUUCUGUUAGGCAUCCUUUAACCCGCCUUGUGUCGUGUUAUCAGGACAAAUACCGAAAUGGAUCGAGCUCUUCGGAAUGGAAAAAAAAUAACUUGGAGGAGUUCUUGUUCCCAGCACUUCUGAGCAACGGUUUAGUUUACAAGUCUCAAGAAUCCAGCAGAUGGAGAAAGUAUCUGGCAAAGACGGGUACGUCAGUAAAGAACCUCGAUCCCAAGGACGAACGAUUGCGCUCGAGUGUAACCUUCACGGAAUUUUUGAGACACGUUGUUCACACGUUCGAAGCAGAAGAGAUUGAUAAGCACUGGAAAACGUACGGUCUUCUCUGUUCGCCGUGCUUCUUUGAAUACGAUUACAUAGCCAAGAUAGAGACGCAUUCCCAGGACUUGAAAUAUAUGUUUGAGAAAUUCCGCAUCCCUUCCAACCCACAACAGACUGUGAAAACCAGAGAAAACGUCUUAGUGAAAGUUAGAAAGGAUUCCAGGUACUACAACACUGUGCCGCUGGAGCUGAAGGAGAAAAUAUAUAAUAUCUACCAAACAGACAUGGAAAUGUUUGACUAUAACCUGCCUGAAGACUACUGGAAUACGCCAUGAUAUGUGUCAAACUUUGAAUUAACUGCCUUAGUUAUUAAGUCUUCUGUGAACUUACUUUUGCCAGAUGUAUUUCCAGGAACUGCAAUGGGUAUAUGUUUUGGUCUGAAUAUCAAACAGCCUCAGCAAAAGGCUUGGGAAAGUUACUGAGAGAUUAUUGAUAUUUGAUUACUGAUGGGCGUGCAUAGUGAUGGUCAGCAAGAGGCAGGGGGCCAAUUCCCUUCCCCUAACUAUUCCUAAAAUUGUUUCUGUAGAAAACUAAAUCAACAAUGUGGCAAAAAAACCUCCCCGAAUCUUUAAAGCAAACAAUAAUUUAAUAGAAUUAUGGUUUGUUUAGGCAAAAAUCAAAAUCAAAUAGAAAGUAAAGAGAAAUUAUAAUAUUUAUUUUGACUACCCUUCUCCCCCAUGCCACCCGUCAGACCUUUUGCUCCAACUUUAUCCCUCCACGUGAUAUUUGCUAAAGCUAUCAAUCCGAGUGGUUAUAGUACAGUACCUUUAACGACACCUACAGAAACGGACACAAAAGUGAAAUACGGUCUAAGACAAUCGUGUAUCUAAGACCCGUAAGCUUUUUUUAAGGAUCAGGUCUUUGCGCUGGGGGAAUGCAGUGAUUACAUUUGAGAAUCCUUGGUAAAAAAAAAAAAAGGCUAAGCAUAUUUUGAACCUGAUAACCUGAUAAUCACAUGAUGAAAUAUAUUUUAAAUUCUAUUAAGGAUGAAGUUCCCACUAAGAUUUUGUGCACACGGAUUUCCAAUAAAUACCAAACAGCAUUUACACUCAGUUGAAGUAAGGGCUUAGGAGCGAAAUUUUGUAAGCGUAGUUGGGUGUCUUGACUGCUUUGACUGGCUGGUGUGCAGUUAAGACGAUCCGGUCAGUCGAGCACGCGUUUUUCUGAAUUGAUAACUUCACGAAUACAU
This is a messenger RNA of Penaeus monodon (black tiger shrimp), 2068 nucleotides long. RefSeq names its product carbohydrate sulfotransferase 8-like. Gene Ontology annotation, biological process: carbohydrate biosynthetic process. The record is from RefSeq and is a predicted model, not a curated record. Gene Ontology annotation, molecular function: sulfotransferase activity. Lineage: Eukaryota; Metazoa; Arthropoda; Malacostraca; Decapoda; Penaeidae. Gene Ontology annotation, cellular component: membrane.